This is a messenger RNA of Coregonus sp. 'balchen', 20849 nucleotides long. Lineage: Eukaryota; Metazoa; Chordata; Actinopteri; Salmoniformes; Salmonidae. The record is from the annotation of a GenBank genome assembly.
AUGGAGAGGAGAUGGGAGGAGAGGGAGAUGAGAUGGGAGGAGAGGGAGAUGGAGAGGAGACGGGAGGAGAGGGAGAUGGAGAGGAGACGGGAGGAGAAGGAGAUGGAGAGGAGAUGGGAGGAGAGGGAGAUGAGAUGGGAGGAGAGGGAGAUGGAGAGGAGAUGGGAGGAGAGGGAGAUGGAGAGGACUGCAGCCUCAGUGCAGGAGAGCCCUGACCACAACACUCAGUCAUGUGAUUGUGAGGAUGGCUGCCAGGCCAGCGAUGGUAUGUUAUGGGUUAGUGCUGCUAAAGCGCCAGAAUGACCCAGAGAGCUGGAGAGAGACAGUCAGAGAGGAAGAGCGGGAGAGAGAGAGAGAGCGACUGACAACCCAUUGAGCUCUCUGUGGGUCAACAUAGACAACUUAGCAAGUUACCUGGUUUAGUUGAGCUCUCAGUGGGUCAACAUAGACAACUUAGCAAGUUACCUGGUUUAGUUGAGCUCUCAGUGGGUCAACAUAGACAACUUAGCAAGUUACCUGGUUUAGUUGAGCUCUCAGUGGGUCAACAUAGACAACUUAGCAAGUUACCUGGUUUAGUUGAGCUCUCAGUGGGUCAACAUAGACAACUUAGCAAGUUACCUGGUUUAGUUGAGCUCUCAGUGGGUCAACAUAGACAACUUAGCAAGUUACCUGGUUUAGUUGAGCUCUCAGUGGGUCAACAUAGACAACUUAGCAAGUUACCUGGUUUAGUUGAGCUCUCUGUGGGUCAACAUAGACAACUUAGCAAGUUACCUGGUUUAGUUGAGCUCUCAGGGGGUCAACAUAGACAACUUAGCAAGUUACCUGGUUUAGUUGAGCUCUCAGUGGGUCAACAUAGACAACUUAGCAAGUUACCUAGUUUAGUUGAGCUCUUGGUGGGUCAACAUAGACAACUUAGCAAGUUACCUGGUUUAGUUGAGCUCUUGGUGGGUCAACAUAGAAACAGCCCCCCUUCUCUAGUGGCUGCCGCUUUUACACGUCCAUUAGAAGUGUCACCAGUCUAGUUCCUACGUACGUCCAUGCCACAGCUCCUCGCUCUCUCUCUCUCUCUCCAGAAGAACUGGAUUGGUUGGACACACACACACACAUCUGAAUCCUGGCCCUACCACACAUACGUUUAUUGAUAGGCUGUAUUAUAAUUAGCUACAUGUCACCCACUCUCUGCUGUGGUGAUGUCAUCACUCUGAGUUCUUAGUUCUUCCACUCCCAACCAACCAGCUCACCAGCCACAGGCUGGCUUUCAUAAAGAGGGCUGGGCUUUCAUAAAGAGGGCUGGGCUUUCAUAAAGAGGGCUGGGCUUUCAUAAAGAGGGCUGGGCUUUCAUAAAGAGGGCUGGCUUUCAUAAAGAGGGCUGGGGAUCAUAAAUAGGGCUGGGGUUCAUAAAUAGGGCUGGGGAUCAUAAAUAGGGCUGGGGAUCAUAAAUAGGGCUGGGGAUCAUAAAUAGGGCUGGGGAUCAUAAAUAGGGCUGGGGAUCAUAAAUAGGGCUGGGGUUCAUAAAUAGGGCUGGGGAUCAUAAAUAGGGCUGGGGUUCAUAAAUAGGGCUGGGGAUCAUAAAUAGGGCUGGGGUUCAUAAAUAGGGCUGGGGAUCAUAAAUAGGGCUGGGGUUCAUAAAUAGGGCUGGGGAUCAUAAAUAGGGCUGGGGUUCAUAAAUAGGGCUGGGGUUCAUAAAUAGGGCUGGGGAUCAUAAAUAGGGCUGGGGAUCAUAAAUAGGGCUGGGGUUUCUCUGCUCUGCUCUGCUCCAGUCCUGCUGGUCCUCCCAGCCGCUGGAGACCGUGUGUGUGUGUGUGUGUGUGUGUGUGUGUGUGUGUGUGGGCGCCUGUCUGCCUUUGGGCCAUGUGUGUGAUUAACCCAGGUUCUCAUAAAGAUGGGUUCUCAGCGGGGUGCAUGGUGUUACGGCAGGCCCGGUGCUCAUGCCAGCUCCCGUUAGGUUAUUAGGCUGUUGAGCAGAAGGCUGAGGAAAGGAGGGAGGGAAAGAGGCAGGAAGGGAGGGAGGGAGGACGGGAGAGAGGGAGGGAGGAAGGGAGAAAGAGAGGGUGGUAAGGAGUGAGAGCCCAGAAGUUUCCCAUCAUCAUGUGGUUAUGUUAGUGCAUGGACCUGCUACUGCCACUAGAACACACAGACACUCUGUACUACUGUGUUCUAUUCUAUUGUUCUCUACUGUGUUCUAUUCUGUUGUUCUCUACUGUGUUCUAUUCUGUUGUUCUCUACUGUGUUCUAUUCUGUUGUUCUCUACUGUGUUCUAUUCUAUUGUUCUCUACUGUGUUCUAUUCUGUUGUUCUCUACUGUGUUCUAUUCUGUUGUUCUCUACUGUGUUCUAUUCUGUUGUUCUCUACUGUGUUCUAUUCUAUUGUUCUCUACUGUGUUCUAUUCUGUUGUUCUCUACUGUGUUCUAUUCUGUUGUUCUCUACUGUGUUCUAUUCUGUUGUUCUCUACUGUGUUCUAUUCUGUUGUUCUCUACUGUGUUCUAUUCUAUUGUUCUCUACUGUGUUCUAUUCUAUUGUUCUCUACUGUGUUCUAUUCUGUUGUUCUCUACUGUGUUCUAUUCUGUUGUUCUCUACUGUGUUCUAUUCUGUUGUUCUCUACUGUGUUCUAUUCUGUUGUUCUCUACUGUGUUCUAUUCUAUUGUUCUCUACUGUGUUCUAUUCUAUUGUUAUCUACUGUGUUCUAUUCUGUUGUUCUCUACUGUGUUCUAUUCUAUUCCAUAUUCUACUCUUCUUUUCUCACCUUUUCUCCUCUCCUCUUCACUAUGCCUGCACCAUAGUAACGAACACCAUAGUAACGAACACCAUAGUAACGAACACCAUAGUAACGAACACCAUAGUAACGAACACCAUAUUUUCUUACUAACUGAUGUUUCCUCCUCUCUCUUCCCCAGACGUUCACGGCCUGGUGUAACUCCCACCUGAGGAAAGCCGGAACGCAGAUCGAGAACAUUGAGGAGGACUUCAGAGAUGGACUGAAACUCAUGCUGCUGUUGGAGGUCAUAUCAGGUGAGGAGGAAAGGCCUGAUGCCUACAUGUAUCUCUAAUGGUGCCUACAUGUACAGUACCUUUCAAAUUUUCUCUACUUUUGCAUAUUUUUGAAACUGAAUGUUAUCAGAUCUUCAACCUAAACCUAAUAUUAGAUAAAGGGAACCUGCGUGAACAAAUAACACAACAAUUACAUACUUAUUUCAUUUAUUUCAUAAACAAAGUUAUGCAACACCCAAUGACCCUGUGUGAAAAAGUAAUUGCCCCCUUGCACUCAAUAACUGGUUAUGUCACCUUUAGCUGCAAUGACUCCAACCAAACGCUUCCUGUAGUUGUUGAUCAGUCUCUCACAUUGCUGAGGAGGAAUUUUGGCCCACUCUUCCAUCCAGAACUGCUGUAACUCAGCAACGUUUUGUGGGUUUUCAAGCAUGAAUUGCUCUGUAUCAGAGAAUUCUACAAUAGAAUGUCAGGCCAUCCGUCUGUGAGCUGAAGCUGAAGCGCAGCUGGGUCAUGCAGCAAGACAAUGAUCCAAAACACACAAUCAAGUCUACAUGAAAAUUGUUAAAAAGCAACAUAUUUGAAGUCUUGGAAUGACCUAGUCAAAGUCCAGACCUAAUCCCAAUUGAGAUGUUAUGGCAGGACUUGAAACAAGCAGUUCAAGAUUGAAAACCCACACAUUUCGCUAAAUUAAAGCAGUUCAGCAUGCAAGAGUGGGCCAAAAUUCCUCCACAGCGAUGCGAGAGACUGAUCAACAACUACAGGAAGCGUUUAGUUGCAGUCAUUGUAGCUAAAGGUGGCACAACCAGUUAUUGAGUGUAAUGGGGGAAUUACUUUUUCACACAGGGGCAUUGGGUGUUGCAUAACUUUGUCAAUAAAAUAAAUAAAAUAAGUAUAUAUAUUUUUUAUUAUUUGUAAACGCAGGUUCCCUUUAUCUAAUAUUAGGUUUUGGUUGAAGAUCUAAUAACAUUCACUAUCAAAAAUAUGCAAAAGUAGAGAAAAUCAGAAAGAGGGUAAAUACUUUUCCACGGCGCUGUAUCUCUACAUGGUGCCUACAUGGUGCCUACAUGGUGCCUACAUGGUGGUAGGUGCCUACAUGGAGCAUGCAUGGUGCCUACAUGGUGCCUGCAUGGUGCCUACAUGGUGCCUACAUGGUGCUUGCAUGGUGCCUACAUGGUGCCUACAUUGUGCCUACAUGGUGGUAGGUGCCUACAUGGAGCUUGCAUGGUGCCUACAUGGAGCCUGCAUGGUGCCUACAUGGUGCCUGUAUGGUGCCUACAUGGUGCCUGCAUGGUGCCUACAUGGUGCCUACAUGGUGCCUACAUUUACAUCAUUUAGCAGAUGCUCUUAUCCAGAGUGACUUACAGUGCAUACAAAAUAUAUAUAUAUAUUAUAAUUGUUUUAUACUAGCCCCCCGUGGGAAUCGAACCCACAACCCUGGCGUUGCAAGUGCCAUGCUCUACCAACUGAGCUACACGGGGCCAUACAUCUACACAGGGCCAUACAUGGUGCCUACAUGGUACCUACAGUGAGGGAAAAAAGUAUUUGAUCCCCUGCUGAUUUUGUACGUUUGCCCACUGACAAAGACAUGAUCAGUCUAUAAUUUUAAUGGUAGGUGUAUUUGAACAGUGAGAGACAGAAUAACAACAAAAAAAUCCAGAAAAACGCAUGUCAAAGAUGUUAUAAAUUGAUUUGCAUUUUAAUAAGGGAAAUAAGUAUUUGACCCCUCUGCAAAACAUGACUUAGUACUUGGUGGCAAAACCCUUGUUGGCAAUCACAGAGGUCAGACGUUUCUUGUAGUUGGCCACCAGGUUUGCACACAUCUCAUGAGGGAUUUUGUCCCACUCCUCAUUGCAGAUCUUCCCCAAGUCAUUAAGGUUUCGAGGCUGACGUUUGGCAACUCGAACCUUCAGCUCCCUCCACAGAUUUUCUAUGGGAUUAAGGUCUGGAGACUGGCUAGGCCACUCCAGGACCUUAAUGUGCUUCUUCUUGAGCCACUCCUUUGUUGCCUUGGCCGUGUGUUUUGGGUCAUUGUCAUGCUGGAAUACCCAUCCACGACCCAUUUUCAAUGCCCUGGCUGAGGGAAGGAGGUUCUCACCCAAGAUAUGAUGGUACAUGGCCCCGUCCAUCGUCCCUUUGAUGCGGUGAAGUUGUCCUGUCCCCUUAGCAGAAAAACACCCCCAAAGCAUAAUGUUUCCACCUCCAUGUUUGACAGUGGGGAUGGUGUUCUUGGGGUCAUAGGCAGCAUUCCUCCUCCUCCAAACACGGCGAGUUGAGUUGAUGCCAAAGAGCUCGAUUUUGGUCUCAUCUGACCACAACACUUUCACCCAGUUCUCCUCUGAAUCAUUCAGAUGUUCAUUGGCAAACUUCAGACGGGCCUGUAUAUGUGCUUUCUUGAGCAGGGGGACCUUGCGGGCGCUGCAGGAUUUCAGUCCUUCACGGCGUAGUGUGUUACCAAUUGUUUUCUUGGUGACUAUGGUCCCAGCUGCCUUGAGAUCAUUGACAAGAUCCUCCCGUGUAGUUCUGGGCUGAUUCCUCACCAUUCUCAUGAUCAUUGCAACUCCACGAGGUGAGAUCUUGCAUGGAGCCCCAGGCCAAGGGAGAUUGACAGUUAUUUUGUGUUUCUUCCAUUUGCGAAUAAUCGCACCAACUGUUGUCACCUUCUCACCAAGCUGCUUGGCGAUGGUCUUGUAGCCCAUUCCAGCCUUGUGUAGGUCUACAAUCUUGUCCCUGACAUCCUUGAAGAGCUCUUUGGUCUUGGCCAUGGUGGAUAGUUUGGAAUCUGAUUGAUUGAUUGCUUCUGUGGACAGGUGUCUUUUAUACAGGUAACAAACUCAGAUUAAGAGCACUCCCUUUAAGAGUGUGCUCCUAAUCUCAGCUCGUUACCUGUAUAAAAGACACCUGGGAGCCAGAAAUCUUUCUGAUUGAGAGGGGGUCAAAUACUUAUUUCCCUCAUUAAAAUGCAAAUCAAUUUAUAACAUUUUUGACAUGUGUUUUUCUGUCUCUCACUGUUCAAAUAAACCUACCAUUAAAAUUAUAGACUGAUCAUUUCUUUGUCAGUGGGCAAACAUACAAAAUCAGCAGAGGAUCAAAUACUUUUUUCCCUCACUGUACAUGGUGGCUACAUGGUGCCUACAUUUUACAUUUACAUUUUAGUCAUUUAGCAGAUGCUCUUAUCCAGAGCGACUUACAGUUAGUGAGUGCAUCCAUUUUCAUACUGCCCCCCCCCCGUGGGAAACGAACCCACAACCCUGGCAUUGCAAGCGCCAUGCUCUACCAACUGAGCUACAUGGUACCAUGCCUACAUAAUAAUAAUAAUAAUAAUAAUAUGCCAUUUAGCAGACGCUUUUAUCCAAAGCGACUUACAGUCAUGCGUGCAUACAUUUUUUUGUGUAUGGGUGGUCCCGGGGAUCGAACCCACUACCUUGGCGUUACAAGCGCCGUGCUCUACCAGCUGAGCUACAGAGGACCACAUGGUGCCUACAUGGUGGUAGGUGCCUACAUGGUGCCUACAUAGUGGCUACAUGGUGCCUACAUGGUGGUAGGUGCCUACAUGGAGCCUACAUGGUGCCUACAUGGUGCCUGCAUGAUGCCUACAUUGUGCCUACAUGGUGCCUACAUGGUACCUACAUGAUACCUACAUGGUGCCUACAUGGUACCUACAUGGUGGUAGGUGCUUACAUGGUGCCUACAUGGUGCCUGCAUGGUGCCUACAUGGUGGUAGGUGCUUACAUGGAGCCUACAUGGUGCCUAUAUUUACAUUUACAUUUUAGUCAUUUAGCAGACGCUCUUAUCCAGAGCGACUUACAGUGCACACAUUAUUUUUAUUUUUUUCAUACUGGCCCCCCGUGGGAAUCGAACCCACAACCCUGGCGUUGCAAACGCCAUGCUCUACCAACUGAGCUACAUCCCUGCCGGCCAUUCCCUCCCCUACCCUGGACGACGCUGGGCCAAUUGUGCGCCGCCCCAUGGGUCUAUAUGGUGCCUAUAUGGUGGUAGGUGCCUACAUGGUGCCUGCAUGGUGCCUACAUGGUGUUAGGUGCCUACAUGGAGCCUGCAUGGUGCCUACAUGGUGGUAGGUGCCUACAUGGUGCCUGCAUGGUGCCUACAUGGUGGUAGGUGCCUACAUUUUACAUUUUUAGUCAUUUAGCAGACGCUCUUAUCCAGAGCAUCUUACAGGAGCAAUUAGGGUUAAGUGCCUUGGUCAAGGGCACAUCGACAGAUUUUUCACCUAGUCGGCUCGGGGAUUAGAACCAGCGACCUUUCUGUUACUGGCACUAUGCUCUUAACCACUAAGCUACCUGCCGCCCUACAUGGUGCCUACAUGGUGGUAGGUGCCUACAUGGUGCCUACAUCGUGCCUGCAUGGUGCCUACAUGGUGCCUAUAUGGUGGUAGGUGCCUACAUGGUGCCUACAUGGUGGUAGGUGCCUACAUGGUGCCUACAUAGUGGUAGGUGCCUACAUGGUGCCUACAUGACCGGGAGACCCAUGGGGCGGCGCACAAUUGGCCCAGUGUCGUCCAGGGUAGGGGAGGGAAUGGCCGGCAGGGAUGUAGCUCAGUUGGUAGAGCAUGGCGUUUGCAACGCCAGGGUUGUGGGUUCGAUUCCAGUAUGAAAAAAUUAAUAAAAAUGUAUGACCUCAUGUUACGAACCCCGUGGCUUUAAACGUCUAGGGUGGAUGGAAAUGAGACCCGUAACAUAAUUCAUGCAAAUUAGAAUCGUGACAUGGAAACAGUGAGAACAAAAAAUACACCGACAACCAUAAGCUACCGUCAAACAUAAAAUGUUUAUUUUGAACACACGGUAAAGGUUUGGGAAAAAGGGCUGAGCAGGACCCAAGAAAUGAAACAAUAGUGUAAAACACCCCUAAACUGAUCUUGCCUGCCUCAAGAACCGCUAAGCUACUGCUAAUCAUACAAAAGUACAGUGGGUGGUCCGCUCAGGUCUAACUAGUGUUUUUAGACAGUUUUCUUCCUACGGGUAAUGUAUGCCCAAGGGCAACUUGCUUAAAUCCCCCUUUUCCCAGAAACGCACAACAAAGUUACCAAACAGAGUAACCAGCAAAUGAGUGAGUACACAAAACACAGGACACCACAGUAUCCAUACUCACAUACGGAAAUAGUCUCUCUCAACAAACACAACUGACUGGCUUUUAAACAAUGGGAGGUGUAAGUGGGAAACCAGAAACAGGUGGUGCAAUACAGAGGAAUGUCCACUGAUUGGUCCACCUCAGCAAUCAGCAGACAAACGGAUGUCGGACAGGUGGGACACCCCAACGACCACCAAUCAGGAACACAAAGGACACCUGUGAUUUAGGGCAGAAGGAGAGGAAAAACACAAAAACACAUACAGGAUACCUGUAUCCGUAACAACUCACUAACUGUAAGUCGCUCUGGAUAAGAGCGUCUGCUAAAUGACUAAUAUGUAAAAUGUACAUGGUGCCUACAUGGUGGUAGGUGCCUACAUGGUGCCUACAUGGUGGUAGGUGCCUACAUGGUGCCUACAUGGUGUCUACAUGGUGCCUACAUGGUGUCUACAUGGUGCCUACAUGGUGUCUACAUGGUGCCUACAUGGUGUCUACAUGGUGCCUACAUGGUGCCUACAUGUUUACACUAGGCAAGAUAUAGCUUAGUGGUGUUUACACUAGGCAGGUAGCUUAGUGGUUAAGAGCGUUGUGCCAGUAACCGAAAGGUCGCUGGUUCUAAUCCCAGAGCCGACUAGGUGAAAAAUCUGCCGAUGUGCCCUUGAGCAAGGCACUUAACCCUAAUUGCUCCUGUAAAUGACAAAAAAUUUCAAAUGUAAAUGUAAAAUAAUAGGGACGUAUAUCUAUCUGUUAGGGAUGGGGGGGAAAUCCAUACAGUAGAGUUUUGCGCUAUAUUUUUAAAAAUAUUUUAUAAUGAUUUGAUUGUGUUCUCUCCUAAACAGGUGUUCUACUCUGCUAGCCAGCACCUCUCCUAAACAGGUGUUCUACUCUGCUAGCCAGCACCUCUCCUAAACAGGUGUUCUACUCUGCUAGCCAGCACCUCUCCUAAACAGGUGUUCUACUCUGCUAGCCAGCACCUCUCCUAAACAGGUGUUCUACUCCUAUAGCCAGCACCUCUCCUAAACAGGUGUUCUACUCUGCUAGCCAGCACCUCUCCUAAACAGGUGUUCUACUCCGUUAGCCAGCACCUCUCCUAAACAGGUGUUCUACUCUGCUAGCCAGCACCUCUCCUAAACAGGUGUUCUACUCUGCUAGCCAGCACCUCUCCUAAACAGGUGUUCUACUCCGUUAGCCAGCACCUCUCCUAAAACAGGUGUUCUACUCUGCUAGCCAGCACCUCUCCUAAACAGGUGUUCUACUCCUAUAGCCAGCACCUCUCCUAAACAGGUGUUCUACUCCUAUAGCCAGCACCUCUCCUAAACAGGUGUUCUACUCCGCUAGCCAGCACCUCUCCUAAACAGGUGUUCUACUCUGCUAGCCAGCACCUCUCCUAAACAGGUGUUCUACUCUGCUAGCCAGCACCUCUCCUAAACAGGUGUUCUACUCUGCUAGCCAGCACCUCUCCUAAACAGGUGUUCUACUCCGCUAGCCAGCACCUCUCCUAAACAGGUGUUCUACUCCGUUAGCCAGCACCUCUCCUAAACAGGUGUUCUACUCCGCUAGCCAGCACCUCUCCUAAACAGGUGUUCUACUCUGCUAGCCAGCACCUCUCCUAAACAGGUGUUCUACUCCGUUAGCCAGCACCUCUCCUAAACAGGUGUUCUACUCUGCUAGCCAGCACCUCUCCUAAACAGGUGUUCUACUCCUAUAGCCAGCACCUCUCCUAAACAGGUGUUCUACUCUGCUAGCCAGCACCUCUCCUAAACAGGUGUUCUACUCCGUUAGCCAGCACCUCUCCUAAACAGGUGUUCUACUCUGCUAGCCAGCACCUCUCCUAAACAGGUGUUCUACUCCUAUAGCCAGCACCUCUCCUAAACAGGUGUUCUACUCUGCUAGCCAGCACCUCUCCUAAACAGGUGUUCUACUCUGCUAGCCAGCACCUCUCCUAAACAGGUGUUCUACUCUGCUAGCCAGCACCUCUCCUAAACAGGUGUUCUACUCCUAUAGCCAGCACCUCUCCUAAACAGGUGUUCUACUCCGUUAGCCAGCACCUCUCCUAAACAGGUGUUCUACUCCGUUAGCCAGCACCUCUCCUAAACAGUUGUGCGUUUCUUUCUCCUCCAUAUUAGCUAGUCGGCUGUACCUGGUAUUUAUCAUCCUAUAGCUAGUUCAUCAUUUUCUUUUUAAAUGUUUUAAAUGGUGAGCCAACAUGUUUUGAGCACUUUUACCUCCAAAACUCAUUUUCUCGUGGCUCUCUCUUCUCCCUCUGCAGCAUGUAGAGAGCACUAUGUUUGGACAUAUAGAAUCGCAAUACAUAUCGUAUCGGGCGCCUAAGUAUGGUGAUAAUAUCGUAUUGUGAGGUCCUUGGCUAUUCCCAGCCCUAGUAUCUGUAGUUUUCUGUUCGAUAGUGACCUCUAACCUAUGACCUCUGAUUGUGUUUCCUGUCUAGGAGAGCGCUUGGCCAAACCAGAGAGAGGGAAGAUGAGAGUCCACAAGAUCUCCAACGUCAACAAAGCUCUCCACUACAUAACCAGUAAAGGAGUCAAGCUGGUGUCCAUCGGAGCUGAAGGUGGGUUCAACAAUACCCUGGUCACUAUUGACACUGACUGGACUGUAGUACACUUGACUGUAGUACACUAGACUGUAGUACACUAGACUGUAGUACACUAGACUGUAGUACACUAGACUGUAGUACACUAGACUGUAGUACACUAGACUGUAGUACACUAGACUGUAGUACACUAGACUGUAGUACACUAGACUGUAGUAAACUAGACUGUAGUAUACUAGACUGUAGUACACUAGACUGUAGUAAACUAGACUGUAGUACACUAGACUGUAGUACACUAGACUGUAGUACACUAGACUGUAGUACACUAGACUGUAGUAAACUAGACUGUAGUACACUAGACUGUAGUACACUAGGGACUGUAGUACACUAGACUGUAGUACACUAGACUGUAGUACACUAGACUGUAGUAAACUAGACUGUAGUAAAACUAGACUGUAGUAUACUAGACUGUAGUACACUAGACUGUAGUAAACUAGACUGUAGACACUAGACUGUAGUACACUAGACUGUAGUACACUAGACUGUAGUAGCCCUAGGCUGUAGUACACUAGACUGUAAGUACACUAGGACUGUAGUACACUAGACUGUAGGACACUAGACUGUAGUAAAAACUAGACUGUAGGACACUAGACUGUAGUAAACUAGACUGUAGUACACUAGACUGUAGUACACUAGACUGUAGUACACUAGACUGUAGUACACUAGACUGUAGUACACUAGACUGUAGUAAACUAGACUGUAGUACACUAGACUGUAGUACACUAGACUUGUAGUACACUAGACUGUAGUAACACUAACUGUAGUAAACUGUAGUACAACUAGACUUGUAGGUACACUAGGACUGUAGUACACUAGACUGUAGUACACUAGGACUGUAGUACACUAGGGGACUGUAGUAACACUAGACUGGUAGUUAAACUAGACUGUAGACACUAGACUGUAGUACACUAGACUGUAGUAUACACUAGACUGUAGUUACACUAGACUGUAGUAACUACUGUAUUACACACGUAGUAAACUAGACGGUAGUACACUAGACUGGUAUUAUACUAGACUGUAGUACACUAGACUGUAGUACACUAGACUGUAGUAAAACAGACUGUAGUAAACUAGACGGUAGUAAACUAGACUGUAGUAAACUAGGACUGUAGGACACUAGACUGUAGUCAAACUAGACUGUAUUAAACUAGACUGUAGUAAACUAGACUGGUAGUCAACUAGACUGGUAUACUAGACUGUAGUACACUAGACUGUAGUAAACUAGACUGUAGGACACUGUAGUAAACUAGACUGUAGUACACUAGACUGUAGUACACUAGACUGUAGGACACUAGACUGUAGUACACUAGACUGUAGGACACUAGACUGUAGUAAACUAGACUGUAGUAAACUAGACUGUAGGACACUAGACUGUAGUAAACUAGACUGUAGUAAACUAGACUGUAGUAAACUAGACUGUAGUAAACUAGACUGUAGUAAACUAGACUGUAGUAUACUAGACUGUAGUACACUAGACUGUAGUACACUAGACUGUAGGACACUAGACUGUAGUAAACUAGACUGUAGGACACUAGACUGUAGGACACUAGACUGUAGUACACUAGGCUGUAGUACACUAGGCUGUAGUACACUAGGCUGUAGUACACUAGGCUGUAGUACACUAGGCUGUAGUACACUAGGCUGUAGUACACUAGGCUGUAGUACACUAGGCUGUAGUACACUAGACUGUAGUACACUAGACUGUAGUAAACUAGACUGUAGUAAACUAGACUGUAGUAAACUAGACUGUAGUAAACUAGACUGUAGUAUACUAGACUGUAGUACACUAGACUGUAGUAAACUAGACUGUAGGACACUAGACUGUAGUAAACUAGACUGUAGUAAACUAGACUGUAGUACACUAGACUGUAGUACACUAGACUGUAGGACACUAGACUGUAGUACACUAGACUGUAGGACACUAGACUGUAGUAAACUAGACUGUAGUAAACUAGACUGUAGUACACUAGACUGUAGUAAACUAGACUGUAGUAAACUAGACUGUAGGACACUAGACUGUAGUAAACUAGACUGUAGUAAACUAGACUGUAGUAAACUAGACUGUAGUAAACUAGACUGUAGUAAACUAGACUGUAGUAUACUAGACUGUAGUACACUAGACUGUAGUACACUAGACUGUAGGACACUAGACUGUAGUACACUAGACUGUAGUACACUAGACUGUAGUACCAGACUAGGACACUAGAUUAGUACACUAGACUGUGUACACUAGACUGUAAGGACACUAGACUGUAGUACACUAGACUGUAGGACACUAGACUGUAGUAAACUAGACGUAGUAACUAGACUGUAGGGACACUAGACUGUAGUAAAACUAGACUGUAGUAAACUAGACUGUAGUAAACUAGACUGUAGUAAACUAGACUGUAGUAAACUAGACUGUAGUAUACUAGACUGUAGUACACUAGACUGUAGUAAACUAGACUGUAGGACACUAGACUGUAGUAAACUAGACUGUAGUAAACUAGACUGUAGUACACUAGACUGUAGUACACUAGACUGUAGGACACUAGACUGUAGUACACUAGACUGUAGUACACUAGACUGUAGGACACUAGACUGUAGUAAACUAGACUGUAGUACACUAGACUGUAGUAAACUAGACUGUAGUAAACUAGACUGUAGUACACUAGACUGUAGUACACUAGACUGUAGUACACUAGACUGUAGUAAACUAGACUGUAGUACACUAGACUGUAGUACACUAGACUGUAGUACACUAGACUGUAGUACACUAGACUGUAGUACACUAGACUGUAGUACACUAGACUGUAGUACACUAGACUGUAGUAAACUAGACUGUAGUAAACUAGACUGUAGUAUACUAGACUGUAGUACACUAGACUGUAGUACACUAGACUGUAGUACACUAGACUGUAGUACACUAGACUGUAGUACACUAGACUGUAGUAAACUAGACUGUAGUAAACUAGACUGUAGUAUACUAGACUGUAGUACACUAGACUGUAGUACACUAGACUGUAGUACACUAGACUUUAGUACACUAGACUGUAGUAAACUAGACUGUAGUAAACUAGACUGUAGUAUACUAGACUGUAGUACACUAGACUGUAGUACACUAGACUGUAGUACACUAGACUGUAGUACACUAGACUGUAGUACACUAGACUGUAGUAAACUAGACUGUAGUACACUAGACUGUAGUACACUAGACUGUAGUACACUAGACUGUAGUACACUAGACUGUAGUACACUAGACUGUAGUACACUAGACUGUAGUAAACUAGACUGUAGUAUACUAGACUGUAGUACACUAGACUGUAGUACACUAGACUGUAGUACACUAGACUGUAGUACACUAGACUGUAGUAAACUAGACUGUAGUACACUAGACUGUAGUACACUAGACUGUAGUACACUAGACUGUAGUAAACUAGACUGUAGUACACUAGACUGUAGGACACUAGACUGUAGUACACUAGACUGUAGUACACUAGACUGUAGUAAACUAGACUGUAGUACACUAGACUGUAGUACACUAGACUGUAGUAAACUAGACUGUAGUACACUAGACUGUAGUAAACUAGACUGUAGUACACUAGACUGUAGUACACUAGACUGUAGUACACUAGACUGUAGUACACUAGACUGUAGUACACUAGACUGUAGUAAACUAGACUGUAGUAAACUAGACUGUAGUACACUAGGCUGUAGUACACUAGACUGUAGUACACUAGACUGUAGUACAACUAGACUGUAGUAAACUAGACUGUAGUAACACUAGACUGUAGUAAACUAGACUGUAGUACACUAGACUGUAGUACACUAGACUGUAGUACACUAGACUGUAGUACACUAGACUGUAGUAAACUAGACUGUAGUAAACUAGACUGUAGGACACUAGACUGUAGUACACUAGACUGUAGUACACUAGACUGUAGUAAACUAGACUGUAGUACACUAGACUGUAGGACACUAGACUGUAGUACACUAGACUGUAGUACACUAGGCUGUAGUACACUAGACUGUAGUACACUAGACUGUAGUACACUAGACUGUAGUAAACUAGACUGUAGUACACUAGACUGUAGUAAACUAGACUGUAGUACACUAGACUGUAGGACACUAGACUGUAGUACACUAGACUGUAGUACACUAGACUGUAGUAAACUAGACUGUAGUACACUAGGCUGUAGUACACUAGACUGUAGUACACUAGACUGUAGUACACUAGACUGUAGUAAACUAGACUGUAGGACACUAGACUGUAGUACACUAGACUGUAGUACACUAGACUGUAGUAAACUAGACUGUAGUACACUAGACUGUAGGACACUAGACUGUAGUACACUAGACUGUAGUACACUAGGCUGUAGUACACUAGACUGUAGUACACUAGACUGUAGUACACUAGACUGUAGUAAACUAGACUGUAGUACACUAGACUGUAGUAAACUAGACUGUAGUACACUAGACUGUAGGACACUAGACUGUAGUACACUAGACUGUAGUACACUAGACUGUAGUAAACUAGACUGUAGUACACUAGGCUGUAGUACACUAGACUGUAGUACACUAGACUGUAGUACACUAGACUGUAGUAAACUAGACUGUAGUACACUAGACUUUAGUAAACUAGACUGUAGUACACUAGACUGUAGGACACUAGACUGUAGUACACUAGACUGUAGUACACUAGACUGUAGUAAACUAGACUGUAGUACACUAGGCUGUAGUACACUAGACUGUAGUACACUAGACUGUAGUACACUAGACUGUAGUAAACUAGACUGUAGUACACUAGACUGUAGUACACUAGACUGUAGUAAACUAGACUGUAGUAAACUAGACUGUAGUAAACUAGACUGUAGUAAACUAGACUGUAGUACACUAGACUGUAGUAAACUAGACUGUAGUAAACUAGACUGUAGUACACUAGACUGUAGUAAACUAGACUGUAGUACACUAGACUGUAGUACACUAGACUGUAGUACACUAGACUGUAGUACACUAGACUGUAGUACACUAGACUGUAGUAAACUAGACUGUAGUACACUAGGCUGUAGUACACUAGACUGUAGUACACUAGACUGUAGUACACUAGACUGUAGUAAACUAGACUGUAGUAAACUAGACUGUAGUACACUAGACUGUAGUACACUAGACUGUAGUAAACUAGACUGUGUACACUAGACUGUAGUACACUAGACUGUAGUACACUAGACUGUAGUACACUAGACUGUAGUACACUAGACUGUAGUAAACUAGACUGGUAACUAACUAACUAGACUGUAGACACUAGACUGUAGUACACUAGACUGUAGUACACUAGACUGUAGUACACUAGACUGUAGUACACUAGACUGUAGGACACUAGACUGUAGUACACUAGACUGUAGUACACUAGAUAGGCUGUAGUACACUAGACUGUAGUACACUGAUGACUGUAGUACACUAGACUGUAGUAAACUAGACUGUAGUACACUAGACUGUAGUUACACUAGACUGUAGUACACUAGACUGUAGUACACAGACUGUAGUAAACUAGACUGUAGUACACUAGACAUGUAGUACUACUAAAGACUGUAGUACACUAGACUGUAGUACACUAGACUGUAGACACUAGACUGUAGUAAAACUAGACUGUAGUACACUAGACUGUAGUACACUAGACUGUAGUAAACUAGACUGUAGUACACUGACUGUAGUAACUAGACUGUAGGACACUAGACUGUAGUAAACUAGACUGUAGGACACUGACUGUAGUAAACUAGACUGUAGUAAACUAGACUGUAGUAACUAGACUGUAGUAAACUAGACUGUAGUACACUAGACUGUAGUAAACUAGACUGUAGUACACUAGACUGUAGUAAACUAGACGUAGUAAACUAGACGGUAGUAAACUAGACUGUAGUAAACUAGACGUAGUACACUAGACUGUAGUAAACUAGACUGUAGUACACUAGACUGUAGUACACACUAGACUGUAGUAAACUAGACUGUAGUACACUAGAACUGUAGUACACUAGACUGUAGUAAACUAGACUGUAGUACACUAGACUGUAGUACACUAGACUGUAGUAAACUAGACUGUAGGACACUAGACUGUAGUACACUAGACUGUAGUACACUAGACUGUAGUACACUAGACUGUAGGACACUAGACUGUAGUAAACUAGACUGUAGUACACUAGACUGUAGUACACUAGACUGUAGUAAACUAGACUGUAGUAACUAGACUGUAGUAAACUAGACUGAAGUACACUAGACUGUAGUACACUACAAAACCAGUUAAGGAGUCAAGCUGGUGUCCAUCGGAGCUGAUAUUGGGUUCGACAAUACCCUGGUCACUAUUGACACUGACUAGACUGUACUACUAGCCUCAUUAAACCAGCCUUAUCUCGCAAGCUCACACUCUGUUUCACUGAAAUGAAACAUGAGCACAGCGGUCACUGUCCAAAAGGUGUGCGUCACAAAGGGCAGUCUAUUCCCUUUGAGUCCUGGUCAGAAGUAGUGCCACUUGGGACACGUCCAAGGUAGUGCUUUGCGGUGCAUUUCCCCAUAGCUAGGGGCUGCUCUGCUCAGGUUGUCAACAUCGUUUGUGUCCCAAAUGGCACCCUAUUCCCUACAUAGUGCAGGUCUUUUUUUUUUUGUUCACUCCUCACAUACUUUGGGCUUCGUUGGAUAGGACAGAAGUAGAAAGGAAAGAUACGCUGAGUGUACAAAACAUUAGGAACACCUUCCUAGUAUUGAGUUGCACCCACCUUUUAACCCUCAGAACAGCUUCAAUUCGUCAGGGCAUGGACUCUACAUCACAGGAGGUUGGUUGCACCUUAAUUGGGGAGGACGGGCUCGUGGUAAUGUCUGGAGUGGAGUGAGGGGAAUGGUAUGAAAUACAUCAAACAUAGUUUGAUUCCAUUCCAUUUGCGCCGUUCCAGCCAUUAUUAUGAGCCGUCCUCCCCUCAGCAGCCUCCACUGCUCUACAAGGUGUCAAGCGUUCCACAGAGAUGCUGGGCCCAUGUUGACUCCAAUGCUUCCCACAGCGUUCCACAGAGAUGCUGGGCCCAUGUUGACUGCAAUGCUUCCCACAGUUGUGUCAAGUUGGCUGGAUGUCCUUUGGGUGGUGGACCAUUCUUGAUACACAUGGGAAACUGUUGAGUGUGGAAAAACCCAGCAGCGUUGCAGUUCUUGAUACAAACCGGUGCACCUGGCACCUACUACCAUACCCUGUUCAAAGGCACUUAAAUCUUUUGUCUUGCCCAUUCACCCUCUGAAUGGCACACAUACCCAAUCUCUAUUGCGCUCCACACUGCCCUUUCACACCUGGACAAAAGGAACACCUAUGUGAGAAUGCUAUUCAUUGACUACAGCUCAGCAUUCAACACCAUAGUGCCCUCAAAGCUCAACACUAAGCUAAGGACCCUGGGACUAAACACCUCCCUCUGCAACUGGAUCCUGGACUUCCUGACGGGCCAUCCCCAGGUGGUAAGGGUAGGCAACAACACGUCUGCCACACUGAUCCUCAACACGGGGGCCCCUCAGAGGUGCGUGCUCAGUCCCCUCCUGUACUCCCUGUUCACCCAUGACUGCAUGGCCAGGCACGACUCCAACACCAUCAUUAAGUUUGCCGAUGACACAACAGUGGUAGGCCUGAUCACAGACAACGAUGAGACAGCCUAUAGGGAGGAGGUCAGAGAUCUGGCCGUGUGGUGCCAGGACAACAAACUCUCCCUCAAUGUGACCAAGACAAAGGAGAUGAUUGUGGACUACAGGAAAAAGAAGAGGACUGAGCAUGCCCCCAUUCUCAUCGACGGGGCUUUAGUGGAACAGGUUGAGAGCUUCAAGUUCCUUGGUGUCCACAUCACCAACAAACUAACAUGGUCCAAACACACCAAGACAGUCGUGAAGAGGGCACAACAAAGCCUAUUCCCCCUCAGGAGACUGAAAAGAUUUGGCAUGGGUCCCCAGAUCCACCCAUCGAUAGCAUCCUGACUGGUUGCAUCACUGCCUGGUAUGGCAACUGCUCAGCCUCCGACCGCAAGGCACAACAGAGGGUAGUGCGUACGGCCCAGUACAUCACUGGGGCCAAGCUUCCUGCCAUCCAGGACCUCUAUACCAGGCGGUGUCAGAGGAAGGCCCUAAAAAUUGUCAGACUCCAGCCACCCUAGUCAGCGCCUAGUCUAGGUCCAAGAGGCUUCUAAACAGCUUCUACCCCCAAGCCAUAAGACUCCUGAACAUCUAAUCAUGGCUACCCAGACUAUUUGCAUCCCCCCCCCCCCCUCUUUUACGCUGCUGCUACUCUCUGUUUAUUAUCUAUGCAUAGUCACUUUAAUAACUCCUUCAAUACUUUUGGAAAAGCAUUCCAGGUGAAGCUGGUUGAGAGAAUGCCAAGAGUGUGCAAAGCUGUCAUCAAGGCAAAGGGUGAUUAUUUAAAGAAUCUCAAAUAUAAAAUAUAUUUUGAUUUGUUUAACACUUUUUUGGUUAAUACAUGAUUCCAUAUGUGUUAUUUCAUAGUUUUGAUGUCUUCACUAUUAUUCUACAAUGUAGAAAAUAGUAAAAAAUUAAGAAAAACCCUUGAAUGAGUAGGUGUGGACAAACUGUUGACUGGUAGUGUAACAGCUCCCAGUGUGACUCAUAGUGUUCUCAUGGCUAGGUGUUAGGCAGCAUGCAGGUUGCGCAUGUAUCCGAGUUACCACAGUUACCACAGUUACCACAGUUCCCCUGUGGGCUGCUGUGGUUGGUCGAUGAGGUGACGCAUGAAUGCGCAUUAUCAAGUCACUUGGGCCACUGUGGUCGAUGUUAGGCAGCGUUUUGUCCAGGUUACCGCAGUUCCCCUGUGGGUUUUGAGCCUCGGGCUGACGUAACAGCGCCAAGUGUACAGUUUCCAGGUUACUGCAGGUUUUUCUGUGGGUUCGAGCCUCGGGCUGACGUAACGGCGCCAAGUGUACAGUUUCCAGGUUACUGCAGGUUUUUCUGUGGGUUCGAGCCUCGGGCUGACGUAACGGCGCCAAGUGUACAGUUUCCAGGUUACUGCAGGUUUUUCUGUGGGUUCGAGCCUCGGGCUGACGUAACGGCGCCAAGUGUACAGUUUCCAGGUUACUGCAGGUUUUUCUGUGGGUUCGAGCCUCGGGCGUCACGUGAUUCAUUGACUCUGUGUGCGCUUUACCAAGUCACGACAGAUGUUUUGUUGUUUUGGACUUGCAGUUCCUUGUACGAGUUCUGACAUUUCAGGCUCGCAUUGGCAGCGUGUCAGUGUGCAUAUCCAAGUUGCAGCAGGUUCUGGUUCCCUAUAUGGGGCGCUGACAGUUCAGGCUCGCAUUGGCAGCGUGUCAGUGUGCAUAUCCAAGUUGCAGCAGGUUCUGGUUCCCUAUAUGGGGCUCUGACAUUAGUCAAGUAGUGCACGACAUAGGGAAAAAGGGUGGCUUCUGUAACCCCUUCUAGCCUGUGGAACCUGUGUCGGCCUCCUAGUUUGGUACCCUCUGAACUGGCUUGGGGCUUGAUUUUGUGUCCACGUAGUACGAUAUACCGAGUGACCAAUCGAAAGGCAACGUACAGUUAUGAAUAUAAACUACUGUUCCCUGAAGGAGGGAACGAGGUAUAACAUGUUCUGGCCCCCCACGCCGUCAGGGGGUUUGGACUCGCUGAAGAGCGGUACUGAAUUGAGGAAAUUAAUGCGAGCCCCGGCGUUACAGCCAGGAAGGCGGGGCUUCCGAGGGCGGGCUCUGCAUUAAUUGGUCCUUUGGGCGUGUUUUUAGUUUUCUUCAGGUGAAUAUGAUUGGUCAUUGACUCCUCAUAGUAUGUUAUACCUCAUUCCCUCCUUAAGGGAACAUUAGUUAUAUUCAUAACUGUACGUUUCUCUCUCUCUCUCUCUCUCAAUUCAAUUUCAAUUCAAUUCAACUUCAAUUUAAGGGCUUUAUUGGCAUGGGGAACGUAUGUUAACAUUGCCAAAGCAAGUGAAGUAGAUAAUAAUCAAAAGUGAAAUAAACAAUAAAUAUUAACAGUAAACAUUACACUCAGAAGUUCCAAAAGAAUAAAGACAUUUCAAAUGUCAUAUUAUGUAUAUAUACAGUGUUGUAACAAUGUAUAUAUUGUCUCUCUCUCUCUCGCUCUCUCUCUCUCUCUGUAUUUCUUUCUCUUUCCUCUUUCCGACUCUCUCUCUUCCUCUCCUCCUUCUUCCUGUCUCCCAGUAA